This is a messenger RNA of Lytechinus variegatus (green sea urchin), 2626 nucleotides long. Its product is annotated as amidase-like. The coding region runs from base 266 to 1948 and encodes 560 amino acids. The record is from RefSeq and is a predicted model, not a curated record. Gene Ontology annotation, molecular function: catalytic activity. NCBI's taxonomy places the organism in Eukaryota, Metazoa, Echinodermata, Echinoidea, Temnopleuroida, Toxopneustidae. The transcript has 13 exons.
ACUUAGUAUUAAAGGUACGUCAUUGCUCAGGUCUCCGCCUUCCUUUCCUCUAUAAUUUCCGUUUGGAAAUUCAACAUUUUGGACUAUAUUUUGGUAAUGUCUCUUCUUCCUCAAUGUUUUGAGCCCAUACCAUAGGAUAUAUAUACCUUGGACCAUGUUCGUUGGAGUUUUGGACGAUUGGAAGCUUGGAAAAAGUACCUUAAAGUUGGCAUAUAAUCGGAUUACAGGCAAAACUGCAUAGCUUCGAUAUAGGAUGUAAAUUGAUAUGUCUCGAAAGCAAGUACCCAGUUAUCCUUUUGAGAGGGGUGAGGAAGAUGAGAGACAAGAGAAUAAGAUAGAGCAGACCAAAGAUGGGGAGAGUAUUCAUGAACAUCAUGUCAGGAACAAAGGCCGACACUCUUCUCCUGCUGUGCACGUGCCUUCGAUUGAUCAACUCGGAAAGAUUGCCCGACAAUGCAACAUGGAUAUAACAGUAGCUGAACUCAAAGUGUACCAGUCCCAGAUGAAACGCACGAUACGUACUCUGAAUGAAGCGAGUAUACUACCAGAACCGCGACUUCCUGUCAAAUAUCCUCGGAUAUCCGGUCGUGAACCUGAUCCGCAAGAAAAUCCUCAUAACGCAUGGAGCCACGUUUGUACAAUCCACGGAGCAAAACGCGGAAAACUUCUUGGGAAGAGGAUUGCCGUGAAGGACAACAUUGCCGUAGCUGGCGUCCCACUGAUGAAUGGAUGUCACGCAUUGGAUGGUUAUGUUCCAGACUUUGAUGCGACAGUGGUGACUCGAAUAUUAGAACAAGGUGGAACAGUUAUUGGUAAGACGAGGUGUGAAGAUUUAUGCUACUCUGGAAGUAGUUUUACUGGAGCCGGUGGCCCCGUUCUGAACCCACAUGACACAACACGAAGCUCUGGUGGUUCGAGCUCCGGCAGUGCUGCAGCGAUAGCGGCUGGUGACGUCGACAUGGCACUUGGGACGGAUCAAGGUGGUUCGAUCCGGUUACCGGCGGCAUGGUGCGGUGUUUAUGGGAUGAAACCUACCUAUGGACUGGUUCCAUAUACUGGUGCUAUGUCGUUAGAACCAACUGUCGAUCACAUAGGACCACUGGCAAAGACUGUGUAUGACUGCGCGCUCCUACUCGAAGUCAUUGCAGGGUAUGAUAAUGGUCUGGAUCAUAGACAACAUCCAAAUAUCAAAGUACCACAAUACACAAAAGAGAUCGAAAAUUGUCAAAUUGACGAUGAGAGAAUCGGGAUCUUGAUCGAAGGAUUCGCUACUGAUUGUGGAGAUUCUAAAGUGAAAUCGUUAGUUUUUGAUAUUAUCAUGCAGCUGAAACAGCAUGGAGCACAUGUCGAUGACAUUUCUGUCCCUAUGCACAAACUAGGUUAUAUGGCUUUCGCCUGUUUUGCCCCUGAGGGAAUCAAUGCAGCGUUACUUCAAAAUGGAGGUGGUGGAUACGGUCACCAAGGUUACUAUCCAUCUAGCAUGAUAUCACAGGUAUCAAAAGCAUUCCAAGCGAGACCAAAUGAUGUUACACAUAGAAUAAAGGUGACCAGACUUCUUGGGGAGUACUUGAAAAAGAACUACGGGGGUCGUUUCUACGCUAAGGGUCGCAACUUGGUGUUAGCACUACGACAUGCUUACGAUACAGCUUUUCAAGUCGUAGAUAUCCUGGCGAUGCCUACGGUGCCAUAUACAGCUAGAAAGCUACCCACCGAUGACUGCUCCAUCGAAGAUCACUUCAAAAUGAGCUCUGCUUGUGCCAUAAAUACCAAGUCGUUCAAUUCUACUGGGCACCCAGCUAUCAGCAUUCCUGUUGGUAAAAUCAAUGGACUUCCAGUUGGGUUAACUCUUGUUGGUCGCCAUUUUGAUGAAGUUCGACUUUUACGCGUAGCGAAAUACAUCGAGCAACAUUGUAAUAAAAGAAGGGAUAUGAUAACUCCGAGACUUUAACGAAGUAAACCGAUUUAUGGGUACGUUUGAUUUUAACCCUUCCUAGGCCAUGGUAAAUUAGUUAAGAAUACAAAUGGGGAGGGGGCUGGGAGCGAGCGCCCCCCCCCACCCGCGGAUCUCGGUCGUCGAUCACACCGUCGCGCCUGAAAUCUACACGCCCGUCCCUAACAUAAUCUACCAAAUUUUAUUAUUUUGAUAAUACUAUGAUUUCAUUGAUUAUUCUAAUGCUUAUUUAUGCAUGGAAUCAGCAUGAUCUGAAUUCUGCUCUAAUUCAAGAAAUGAAGGUUCAAAUAUUAGAAUUAUGGGUCUUGACACUCUUGGAGAUAUUCUCAUCAAUCUGCUGUAUGGGAAAACUACAAUGUUGUUUUAUACUUUCUCAAGUGUUGCUUUGUUUGACGAUAUUUUAGGUUUUUUGUUAUAUUUGUUGAUGGAAACCGUCGUAACAAACUAUUUCAAUCAUGAUAACAUACAGUAGAUCAAAUUCAUUUUCAAGCAGUAGAAAUAUAAAAAUAAUGAUACAUUUAUACAUUUUAGCUCGGAUCAGAAUUUGCAAUGGAUUUUCCAUUUUUUUUUUUCUAACAUGCACUAAAAGAGCAUCGCAAACGUUACACGAAACUUGGAAAAAAGCGUCUGGAAAGGCGAUGCGAAGAAAUGUUUUCGUCAUUUUAACUCAUCGCG